This is a messenger RNA of Mollisia scopiformis, 3612 nucleotides long. RefSeq lists its product as uncharacterized. Gene Ontology annotation, molecular function: carbohydrate binding; alpha-mannosidase activity. The transcript has 4 exons. The record is from RefSeq and is a predicted model, not a curated record. Gene Ontology annotation, cellular component: fungal-type vacuole membrane. Lineage: Eukaryota; Fungi; Ascomycota; Leotiomycetes; Helotiales; Mollisiaceae. Gene Ontology annotation, biological process: oligosaccharide catabolic process; mannose metabolic process. Bases 277 to 3510 code for a protein of 1077 amino acids.
GUCGUCAUGAUAUUCUUAUUCGCCACAAGAUAGGAUUGAACCAUUGAAACAAGAGCUAAGUUGUAUGUUGACUUCAUUUCAUGAAACGUGGUAUCGUCAGUGGGUCGUCUCGUCCGCCAGCGCCAAGUGCAGUACCCCACAGCUUAUCCCUGUCCACUAUGAGACACCCAUAGCUCCCUCCCUCUGACCUCCAGCUCCUGCUGACCUGCCACCUUCCUCCACAAAGACCACAACAUCUUUCUCCAUUCCGCAAGAUCAAUUACCAACAACACAAUUAUGGGAGGAGAAACAGUGCAUACCGAGAAGAAACAGAGUAGCUAUCCUAAGCUAUCUCAUCGUCCUAUCGGACAAUGGAUUCCGAACAUCUACAAGGAACGCAUUGCGCAGUUCUAUAGUGGGGGACAAUAUGAAGGGAAGAAUCUGCGAGCGAUGCUCGAUGAGGGCGUUGCGUCAGGUACCCCUCAUGUCAAGCUCUCAGUAUGGGAUGCUCCCGACCUCACUCGACCGACAUUCAAGGAAGCAAUGAAAGGCAAAUAUAGAACAACAUCUGUCGGAGAAUCAUUUGGUCCAUCUUGGUCGACGCAUUGGUUCAAAAUCCAGCUCACAAUCCCAAAAGACCUCACCAAGAAGGAGCUUUUGGAGUUUCACUGGGAUGCGAACAACGAGGGUAUGGUGUGGUCUGAGGAUGGCAACCCGCUACAAGGCCUGACUGGUGGCGGAGAACGAGUCGAGUGGAUUAUCCCAGACAAGUUCAGAGAUGGAAAGGAGCAUACAUUUUACAUCGAGAUGGCCUGCAAUGGCAUGUUUGGAAAUGCAAAUGGCGACUCCAUCCAGCCUCCCGAUCCGAACAAAUACUUCCGAUUGUCCCAGGCGGAUAUCGUAGCGGUAAAUGUUGAGGCGAGGCAAUUAUGGAUCGAUAUUUGGAUCAUUGGAGAUGCUGCUAGAGAGUUCCCGUCGGAUUCGUGGGAACAACAUAAGGCUCUGAAAGCCUGCAAUGAGAUCAUUGAGGCUUAUGAGGUUGGCAGCCAGGAUUCAAUUACCAAGGGUCGCAAGAUCGCUGCUGAGUAUAUUGGCAAGAACGUUAGUUCGUCAAAGGUCUACGAGACUGGUACUCAGCCGAUUGUAUAUGGUAUUGGACACUGCCAUAUCGAUACUUGCUGGUUGUGGCCAUGGGCAGAGACGAAGAGAAAGGUCGCCAGAUCUUGGUCGAAUCAGUGCAAUCUGAUGGAUCAAUAUCCUGAGCAUCGCUUUGCUGUUUCGCAGGCGCAGCAGUACAAGUGGCUUAAGCAAUACUAUCCAUACGUUUUCGACCGUGUCAAGGAGAAGGUCAAGAAAGGCACUUUCCAGCCUGUGGGAGGGAGUUGGGUCGAGCACGACACCAAUAUGCCAAGUGGCGAGUCGCUUGUUAGACAAUUUGUUUAUGGGCAACGAUUCUUUGAGAGCAACUUUGGCAAGAGAUGUCAAACAUUCUGGCUGCCAGACACUUUCGGUUACUCGAGCCAGCUUCCCCAACUUUGCAGAUUGGCUGGUAUGACGAGAUUCUUCACACAGAAGUUGAGCUGGAACAACAUCAACAAGUUCCCUCACACCACCUUCAACUGGGUCUCACUUGAUGGUAGCCAAGUCAUUUGUCAUAUGGCCCCAUCUGAGACUUACACUGCCGAGGCGAACUUCGGCGAUGUGAAGCGAUCAGUCACUCAACACAAGUCGAUGGACCAAGAUGAGACAUCAUUGCUAGUCUUUGGCAAGGGUGAUGGCGGUGGAGGACCCACCUGGCAGCACUUGGAGAAGCUUCGACGAUGCCGAGGUAUGGCUGAUACCACUGGCAUGUUGCCAAGGGUUCACAUGGGCGACUCUGUUGAGGAUUUCUUUGACCGACUUGAGAAGAGAGUCGAGGAUGGUCUUGACUUUGUUACUUGGUAUGGCGAGCUCUACUUUGAGCUCCACAGAGGUACAUACACCACUCAAGCCAACAACAAGCGUAACAAUAGGAAGUCGGAAAUCAUGCUCCGCGAUAUCGAGCUGUUGGCUACGCUGGCGAGUAUCAAGUCAGGGUACAAGUAUCCUAAGGAGAAGAUCGAUGAUAUGUGGGAGGCAACUCUUUUGUGUCAAUUCCACGACUGUCUGCCUGGUAGUUCUAUUGAGAUGUGUUAUGAUGACAGUGAUGAACUCUACGCUCAAGUCUUCAAGACUGGCGAAGGUAUCUUGAAAGAGCUUCAAGAAAUCCUCGGCGUCCAGGAUGUCGACUCCAAGAAAGCCAAAGGAAACUUUGUUGCACUCAAUACUUUACCAUGGCACCGCAGAGAGAUUAUCUCACUUGGCGAUGGCCAAGCUGGUGUUGCCUGCGGAGAUGGCAACCUGUUGAACAUCAAAAACUUCAAGAUUGCUGAGACUCCAGAAGUGACCGUCGAGGAGACCUCGAAGGGAGUGUUUGUCUUGCAAAACGAUGAUUUGCGCGUUCAAGUCUCUGAUGGAUGUAUUACUUCUCUCUACGAUCGAAAGGCAGAGAGAGAAGUCAUUGCUAAAGGAGGCAAGGCCAAUCAACUUGUCAUUUUCGAUGACAAGCCUCUCUACUGGCAAGCUUGGGAUGUCGAGGUCUAUCAUCUUGACUCUCGCAAGGAACUAUCUUCAGGCACAACCAAGAUCGUUCAAAAGGAUCCUCAUCAAGUCAGCGUUAUGACCGAGACUAAGAUCAGCGAGAAGAGUUGGGCUAAGACCUACAUCAGCCUGUCUGCUGCAUUCAAGGGACAACAAUCAUAUGUUGAGAUGCACAGUGAGGUCGAGUGGAGAGAAGACAUGAAGUUCUUGAAGGUCGAGUUCCCGGUCGAUGUUCGUAAUACGGAGGCGUCUUAUGAAACUCAAUUUGGUAUUGUCCGCAGACCAACGCACUACAACACAACGUGGGACAUGGCGAAGUUCGAAGUCUGCUGUCACAAGUUUGCAGACUUGUCCGAACACGGCUAUGGUGUCUCUAUUUUGAACGACAGCAAAUAUGGCUUUGCCACCUGUGGUAACUUAAUGCGUCUCUCACUCCUUCGUGCACCUAAGGCGCCCGACGCACAUGCAGAUAUGGGUCGCCAUCAUAUCCGUUGGGCAAUUCUUCCGCAUCAAGGUGAUUUGGGAUCGACUACUGUCCGCACCGGGUAUGCAUUCAAUAAUCCAUUGAAGCUUGUCCAAGCACCAAAGACGCUCGAUGCAUCAGCGUUCAGUAAUCCGAUCAAGCUUACAGGUAGCCCGUUUUUGAUUCUGGAUACUGUUAAGCGAGGUGAGGAUGAUGAAGAUGUUACUCGCGGAGAAUUGUUGAAGCGCAAGGGCAAGAGUGUCAUCCUGCGCAUCUACGAUAGUUUAGGAGGAACAAGCAAGGGUACAAUUGAGACUACUCUGGACGUAAAGAAGGUAUGGAAGACGAACAUCUUAGAAGAUGACGAAGAGUCGCUCGAGAUCUCGAAGGGCAAGGUUGAUAUCACCCUUCGACCUUUCGAGGUCGCUACCUUCAGACUGCAACUAUGAAUAACGAAAGAACAAUGAAAACAAGGUGGCUGUGAAGUAUUGCUUUCUUGGAUCCUCGGCGUUGAAAUAAGUUAGUCCAUGAAUUGAAUAUCCAUUCGGAUC